AUGCAAGAUGACAACUAUGGCGGAGUCAUUCCGACUGCUUCCAGUAAGACAUUUCAGCUGCGAGGCUAUCAGGCUGAGAUGGUUGCAGAGAGCAUGAAAGACAACGUCAUUGUCGUCAUGGACACAGGCUCGGGAAAGACGCAUAUAGCCAUCGAACGAACACGAGCGGAGUUGGAAACGUGCGAACCCGGCCAGGUUAUCUGGUUUCUUGCGCCAACAGUUGCACUCUGCGAGCAGCAAUAUGAUGCUUUUCAAUCUAAUAUACCUGGGGUCGGACACCAGCUACUUUGCGGGAGAGAUGAUGUUGAGCUGUGGACGACCCAGGCAGAGUGGGACCGAGUACUUCUCAAUGUUCGCGUGGUCAUCUCAACACACGCGGUACUCCUUGACGCCCUCACGCAUGGUUUUGUCAAGUUGAGCAAGCUGGCUUUGCUAAUUUUCGACGAGGGUCAGUUCGUCGCGUUAACACAACAACAUCUUAGUACUAAAGUCCUGUAG
Molecule: messenger RNA, 498 nt
Organism: Alternaria arborescens
Lineage: Eukaryota; Fungi; Ascomycota; Dothideomycetes; Pleosporales; Pleosporaceae
Exons: 4
Coding region: 1-498 (165 amino acids)
Cellular component (GO): cytoplasm
Molecular function (GO): ATP binding; nucleic acid binding
Source: RefSeq, a predicted model, not a curated record